Nelumbo nucifera (sacred lotus) is the source of this 1479-nucleotide messenger RNA. RefSeq names its product anthocyanin 5-aromatic acyltransferase-like. The record is from RefSeq and is a predicted model, not a curated record. Lineage: Eukaryota; Viridiplantae; Streptophyta; Magnoliopsida; Proteales; Nelumbonaceae.
AUGGCUGCCAUCCAGUCCAUCAAGGUGUUGGAGAAAUGCCAGGUCUCUCCACCUGCAACUUCAAUCGAGCAAAAGUCUCUUCAGCUUACUUUCUUCGAUGUCAUGUGGCUGUACUUCCGUCGUCCCUCCCGUCUCUUAUUUUAUGAAUUCCCCCAUCCAGUUAUCCUCCUCACAGAAAGCAUCAUUCCCAACCUCAAAAACUCACUCUCCCUCGCCCUCCAACACUUCUACAUUCUUGCCGGAAACCUAACGCAGCUUCUUCCAUCCACUGAACCCGAGCUCCGCUAUGUUAAUGGUGACUCAAUCUCGCUUACCAUUGCUGAAUCAAGUGACGAUUUCAAUUAUCUCUGCGGUCACCAUCCUCGCGAUGAGAAUCGAUUCCACCCUCUGGUUCCUCAACUACCAUCACUCUCCGACUCCCAAACAGUCCCACUGUUAGCCAUACAAGUGACCUUGUUUCCCAACUCUGGCUUCAGCAUCGGAAUUACUUCAAGCCAUGUGGUUGCUGAUGGAAGAAGCCUUUUCCAUUUCAUUAGGUCGUGGGCAACUGUAUGUAGGCUUGGAGGGGAUUCACCUUUGUCGUCCGCAUCGCUUCCAUUCUAUGACAGAACUGUGAUUGAUGACCCUGAUGGUCUUAUUAAAACAGUUUGGCGCAAGGAAAUUGAAAAUUUGAAGCCCAACAAAGGGAAAUCCUCCUCCUCCUCCUCUAAACAAAGCUCCAACUCCGAAGUUGUCCCAACUGAAAGUAGAGUUCCUAAAGCCACUUUUGUGGUGAGCCGAGAGGAAAUUGACCACCUGAAGCAAUGGGUCUUGGCAAGACAAAGGAAGGACGAAGAUCAGAAUGUAGCAGCACCAUUGCAUCUCUCAGCUUUCGUAGUAAUGUGUGCUGUCACCUGGGUUUGUUUGAUUAAGGCAGGAGCGACGAAGGAUUCUCCUAAUAAAGAGAUGGAGCACUUCAUAUUUAGCGUAGAUUGUAGAGAUCGCUUAAGGGAUCCUGCAGUGCCAGCUACGUACAUGGGCAAUUGUGUUGCUCCUGGCUACGCAGAUGCAAAGAAGAGUGAUUUAACAGGAGAAGAUGGCAUUGUUAUUGCGGCAAAGGCGAUUUCUGAUGGGAUAAAGAGGUUUGAAGAUGGACUAGUGUUGAGGGGUGGAGAGUGGUGGAUAUCAGAGGUGAAUCAGGUGAUCUUGCGUUGUAGGGAGGGAAUGGUUACGGUGGCGGGAUAUCCCAGGUUUGGGGUUUAUGAGAUGGAUUUUGGGUGGGGGAAACCAAACAAGUAUGAAACAAUAGGAAUGGGUGAGGGACAUUUUUCUCUUUAUGAUAGCAGAGAUGGAAAAGGGGCAGUUGAGGUGGGGUUGGCUCUGCCUGCGCUCAAAAUGGAGGCUUUCUCAACUUUCUUUGCCCACAGUCUCAAGGUCGACUGCAAUGGUUGGGGAGGGGGGGAUCGGGAUUGGCCACAUCAAGGGGCUAGUACUGUAUAG